Molecule: messenger RNA, 5049 nt
Organism: Dreissena polymorpha
Lineage: Eukaryota; Metazoa; Mollusca; Bivalvia; Myida; Dreissenidae
Exons: 3
Coding region: 463-1152 (229 amino acids)
Source: RefSeq, a predicted model, not a curated record
UGUGAGCUUAAAAUGCCGACAUAAGUCAGCAUUUUUCAGUUUCAAGUUCAUUGCUUUUUAUUCUAACUUAAAACUGUGCAUGUCUUUAUGCAACCCUUUCUGAUUUUUAAAGCACUAAUUGUAUUUCAUAAAAGUAGUUAAUAGUGAAUAAACAAAUUUUUUAUCAGAGGACAGUUCAAAAUAGCUAUUGGAAAUGGCAACUUCUGGUUCAGUUCAUAAAAGUUCAGAUACAGUCACAGACUAUUCUUGUGUUGGUUGCAAAAGUAAAAAAAUGGAAAAAAGUGCUGAUUUUUUUGUGAAACAUGUUGGAAGUGUUUUUGCGAAAAAUGCCUUUAUCAUCAUGAUCAAGUAUUUGAAAACCAUUUGACAUAUGGAAGAAGGGAAACAAAUAAAUGGCCUCUUGAAAAGGCAAUUGAGGAUUUGCUUCUAAAAUGUGAUGUUCACAGCAAAAAGAAACUGAAAAUGUUCUGUGAAGACCACAGUCAGCUGUGCUGCUCUGAUUGUGUCUUACUGAAUCACAGACAGUGUGCAAAUUUGGCUCUAAUAUCUGAAUCAGUCAAAAAACUGGCUGUGGAUAUGAAGCAAUUGUCAAUCAAAAUGCAAUCAAUUAUUGCUGAGCUAACUACGUUUAAGAGAGGACAAGAGACCAGCAUUCAGUCCAUUGGGGGAUCAUGUAGUGAAAAACUGCAAGAAAUAAGAGACCUGCGUAAGAAAUUAAAUGCUGCUUUAGAUGAACUAGAAAAUACAACUUUGAAAGAACUUGAUGAAAUGAGGACCUCAUUGCAAACCUCCCUUAAGAAAGAUGUUUACAACUGCAGCAGACUGAAGGAUGAACUGCAGCAACUCAAUGAAGCUGUACAGAGCCUUUGUGAUAAGAGCAUUGAAGACAUUGAGUUCAUAGCCAGCAGGAAAUGUCUGGACAAGAUACAAGAGUCUGAGACUUAUCUGAACGAGAACCAAGUGAAGAUUCAGAGUUAUAUCAUAUUCUUGGGAAAUAUUGACAUCGAGCAGUACCUGUCUCAACAGUCUAGUCUUGAGAGGAUUGCAAGCAGUACACAGUCUCUUAAAAUCAAAAUGAAUCCAGACCAGGUGUUGACUGUGAGGAGGAAGUCAGAGUAUAAUGUGAAAAUAUCAAGUGACAGUCAGAAUUGAUAUAUCAGAACCAUUUGCAACCUGCCUAGCGGUCAUGUUACUGUUGCAGAUGACCAUAAUAAGAAAGUGAAGCUGUUUGACAAGCAUUACAAUUUGUGCAGUCAUUGUGAUGUGUCUAGUGCUCCACAGGACAUUUGCCAAAUCACAUCCAGUGAUGUGGUUGUGACUCUUUGUAAUAGUACAUGUGUGCAGUUUAUGUAUGUAACCAAUGGUCAGCUUCUUAAUUGGAGAAAGUUACAGUUACCACAUGCUGCUCUUGGCAUUGCCCACCAUCAGGGAGCGUUGUAUAUCACCUCUGGCACUGCUCUCUACCACUUCAAUCUGACUGGGACACUUGUGAAAAAGCUUUAUGAGCAUGGAGGAGGUAGCAAUACAGUGUACAGAUGUGCGUUGAGUCCUGCUGGUGACCGUAUCUAUGUCACCAACCAUUCCCAGCACAAGCUCCUCACACUGACCACAGAUGGCAGCCUUGUUUCCACCUUUACGGACCCUGAUCUUCAACACCCACAUGGUGUACAUGUCUCACCUGCAGGACAUGUCCUUGUUUGUGCAUGGACAUCCCAUCAUGUCAUUCAGAUGGAUAGUGAGGGGAAAAAGAAUCUAACAACUCUGGCUUCACAGAAAGAUUUAGUGAGCCAACCAUUGUCUCUGUGCUACAACACCAACAUUCACCAGAUCAUUGUGGGACUAAACAAUAACAAUAUCAGUGUCAUGGAAUUGCAAUAGCUCUUCCAAUGGAUUAUAAACAUCAACAUAAACACGGUUAUUAAUGUAAUUUGAUUUUCCAUUUUUUCUUUGAAUGUCAUAUUUAGUCCUAGCUGUUGAUAUAUAUGUUAAGAACAGAGCAUAUGGUAAUUAUACAGUUUUUUUAUUAACAACUAAUAAAUAAUCUCUAAAUUUAAAAUGAGUUGAUUGAAUGCACCUAAACUUGUAUCAUUUAAAACAAUCAUGUACGACAACUUUCUAUGUUGAUGCUUAAAAGAUUUUGUGUGUGGCUUCUUGUCACAUAUUGUUUGUCACUAAACACAUUUAUAAUUAAUUUUCUGUUAUACAUGUAUUAUGUUUAAGUGAAUGUAUAUGUUUCAUUAUCCUUAAGCAAUUAUUAAGAGCAAAUUAUGUUUCUAGUAAUUUAUGAGUUGCUGUUUUUAUGCUCCCGGAUCGAAAGAUUGUGGGUAUAUUGUUUUUGGUCUGUCUGUCUGUCCGUCCGUCCGUCCGUCCGUCCAUCCGUCUGUCACUGUGUGUGUGUCACAAACUUUAACCUUGGUUAAAGUUUUGUGAUAACUUUUGCAAUAUUGAAGAUAGAAACUUGAUACUUGGCAUGCAUGUGUAUCUCAUGGAGCUGCACAUUUUGAGUGGUGAAAGGUCAACGUCAUCCUUCAAGGUCAAAGGUAAAAAAAAAAUCCAAGGGAAGUAAUAAGCUUUCAAGGGAUAUAAUUAUCUGUACCUGCCAAAUGAAAAAAAAAUCAAAGCGGCACAAUAAGGGUCAUUGUAUUUCUGACAAUCACAUCUCUUGUUUAGUAAAAAAUAAUGGUAUUUGGUAUUUGAGCCAUUUUUGUAUGUGUGCCUUUGAUAGCCUUAUGGAGUCAUUAGACCACAAAACUCAUAUCCUGGAAGAACAAUACUCUUGAAUUCAAUCAAUACAAUUUUAAAGUUAGUUUGAAGCGUCUCUUUGACAAUUAAACUACUUUUGGCUUCAGUUUUUAGUUUGGUCAAAAUAAAGCACUCUGACGUUAACCACCUAAGGAUGUACAAAAGUCAGCACUUUAUGGUGCUUUUGUGAUGGCAUUCUGAUUUAAAAAGUGGUUCAGAUUCCUUGAAUAUAUGUCCGUAAUGGGUGGAUCAGUUAUUUGACUUUGGGUAACAUUCAUCUCCAAUUAUCAUGAAACUAGCCCAGAAGUUUUUUCUUUUGAUAUCUAGGCCCAGUUUAAAUAUAGGGGAGGGCAGUUUUCCUUAUAUGUCAAUAGUGAAACCUUGUUAACACUGUAGAAGUCACAUUUGUUGCCCAAUCUUUAUGAAACUUGCUCACAUGUGCUCUUAUGAUAUUGAAAAUGAAGUUGUUUUUGAUAAUGAUUUGAAUUUGAAUCUUAUUUGACCUUUCAUCCCAUAAACAUGGUAUAUCAGGAGCUUUAGGUAAUCAAUCUGUUUGAUCUACAAUUGAAUCAUAGGUGACCUGUUUAAUUUUGCAUAGGCUGCCUCGAUCUUGUGCAUGAGAUACAACCUACUGCCUAACUGGAUUAUUAUCUCCCGCCAUAGGCUGAGGGAUAUUGUUUUGGCGUUGUCCAUUCGCUUUCCGUCCGUCGUUCCGUCCGUCCGGAGCCAUACCUUGGAGGUGCUUUGGCGGAUUUCAUUGAAACUUGGUAUGAGUAUAUAUAUGUUUAAGAGGAUGAUGCACUCCAAAUGGCAUUGUACACCAUCUGUUAAUUACGGAGUUAUGGCCCUUUGUAUUUUGAACAAAUGCUUUUUUGAGUGUCAAAUAUAACACUUUUGUGUCCAGAAGCAUAUUGGCGGGGGAUAUCAAUUCAACGAAUUUGUUUGUUCCAUUUGAGUUGCCCCUCCUGUUAUAAAUUAAUCUAGGGUUUAAAUACGUACAUAUACAUUCAUAGUUCUGUUUUGAAAAUGUUUUCAGUUAACAAAAGUUUGUCAUAAUAAAUCUGCCUUGAAAUUAAAUAUUUAUACCUCAUAAAGUAAUUAUAUUCAACUUUUUACUCUCACAACUGAUUGCAACAGAUGACAAUAUGUCAGCAUAUCUGUAUUUUGUAUGUAAUAAAUCAAAGUCCAGUUAUAACAAAAAAAAUGUGAAGAGUUUUAUCUCGAUCAUCAUAGAAACUUUUAUAGAUGAUCUUUUUGUACAGUGGCAUACCUAUUUUAAAUUUUUACAAUUUGAACACUGUAGAGGCAAUAUUAUUGGCUAAUCUUUUUGAAAGUUGGUCACAAUUGAUAUUAAAUUUUGUUUUUCAAAUAUCUCGGCUGUGUUCUAUAUUUAGUCAUGUGGGGUGGAAAACAAGUUCAUCAUAUCAACUUGAAAUACAUUUAUAACUCUUUGGAAGUCAGAUUUUUUUUGCUUAAUCAUUAUGAAACUUGCAAAAGAAAUUAUUUUGUUUUAUCGAAGUUCAUGUUCAGUUUGAAAAUGUUGCAGUCCAUUAAAAACCUUACUUCCAGAGGGUGCGGCAGUAUUUCUUGUGUGACUUAAGUAAAACAUUGUGAAAAAUGAAGAGAUCACAAUUUUACUAAAUCACCUUGCAAACUGUUCAGAACUUUUGUUUUAAUAUUAUCAUAAAUUUCUCAGGAGAGUUCAACAAUUUCGUGAUGAAAUACCUGGCUGCCAUGUGCUGAAGUUUAUUUUGAUAUGACAAGAUAAUAUGUGUAUCAGACUUUUGUUUCAUGAUAUUUCAAAACAAUUGACCAACCAGAAGCAGUCUUUUUGUCUGAUUAUCAAACUUGGGCAGGACUUUUGUUCUAUUAAUGUCACUGCCCACAUAAUAUCUGUGUCAUGGGGGUUAAGAAGUAAAAUUUAUUUCGCAAACAUCAAAAGCAGAUUAGAUAAAAAAAAUCUUUGGUUCUCAGGUGAGCACACCAGGGCCUUAGGCCCUUUUGCUUUUGUUCACCGGACAUACACCCCAUCCUGAUUGGAUGUCAAAUAGUAAAAUAUCUCACUGACUUUAUAACGUCAUGCUACAAGCUUUCUAUGGGGGAGCUGUAAUUGUGUGAUCUCACUAAGAAGUUUCCUAGGGAGUAAAUUUAAGAUAAGGAGCAAAUAUUAAUACGAAAUAAAAGUUAAAAACUUUCUUGCUGAUAUGGCUACAAUGUGAGGGCCAUUACCCCGUCUGUGAUUUAAUUCUAAAUAAUUUCUGCAGUACCUGGCACUAUGGAAAUGAAUGAUGCAUUGUUUUGUUUUCU